UCCCCACACUUCAACCUCGGCUUGACAGCUCCAACAAGCUGUUGGCCCGACCUCGCUGCCUUCGGCAACGUGCCAUUCAUUAAUAUGUGAUACUUAAUUAGCCGCCUCGUCCUCGUCUCAUCGUCGACCUCUGCUCCUCCACCUCAAUUCAAUUAAAUCACGCCAACAACAAUAGCCCCUACCGCAGCAAACAUGCCUGAUCCUGGAGUUGGCUUCGAGUACCCGCCCGUCGAGGUGACAUGGCUCAAGAGAGACGUCCUACUCUUCGCCAACACCAUUGGCGCGACGGCCGAUGAGCUUCACUUCCUCUACGAACUUCACCCCGACUUUGCCGUCUUCCCGACCUACCCAAUCAUCCUCCCUUUCAAGAAGGACUCCAGCGAGGUCGUCGACUUCUAUGCCGCCCAGAAAGCCGUCAAGAUCCCGAAUGUGCCCGACUUUGACUCUCGGCGCGUGGUGGACGGGCAGCGCAAGAUGGAGUUCCUGAAGCCCCUCCCCGUCACCUCGGAGAACCGCAAGUUUGAGAUCCGCACAAAGGUGCUCGGCGUCUACGACAAGGGCCGUCCCGGCUCCGUCGUCGAGACACAGACAGAUCUCGUGGACGUCCAGAGUGGCGAGGUCUACUCCCGCAUGAUCGGCUCGGCCUUCUUCAUCGCCCAAGGCAACUGGGGCGGCCCCAAGGGCCCUGCCACCGAGAACUUCCCGCCACCCAAGGGCAAGGCCCCGGACGCGACCCUGGAGCACCAGACAACGCCCGAGUCGGCGCUGCUGUACCGUCUCAAUGGCGACUACAACCCGCUCCACGCCACCCCCGAGCCAGGGAAGAAGAUGGGCUUUGGUGGUGCCAUUAUGCACGGUCUCUACUCGUGGAACACGACGUCGCACUUGCUGCUCAAGAAGUUUGGCGCCGGUGACCCGUCCAACAUCAAGGAGUACCAGGCUCGUUUCGCGAGCCCCGUCAAGCCGGGCGACAAGCUCGUGACGCAGGUCUGGAGGACAGGCGAGAAGAAGGGGGACUUUGAGGAGAUUCGGUUUGUGACGCAGGUCGAGGGGGGCAAGGCAUGUUUGACGAACGGACGCGCGCUGAUUAGAGUCGUUGCGGAGUCCAAGAGCAAGCUGUAGGCUGUUGAGCGACGCAAAUAUGUUUCCAUGUUGCUUUAAUCUACUGAAUUGAGAGCAUGCUAUUGAUGAAA
Molecule: messenger RNA, 1193 nt
Organism: Emericellopsis atlantica
Lineage: Eukaryota; Fungi; Ascomycota; Sordariomycetes; Hypocreales; Bionectriaceae
Product: putative peroxisomal dehydratase
Exons: 3
Coding region: 193-1122 (309 amino acids)
Cellular component (GO): peroxisome
Source: RefSeq, a predicted model, not a curated record